GCUUCGGUCCCCAUCGCUCGGGUCAGUCUCAUCGCGAUGGGGGCGCCACGGUCGGCGUGCGGCGUGAGCGCGCCGUGCAGCCGCGCCGGCUCGAGCAGCUCCGGGGUCGGUCCCGAGGCCCGCGGAGGUCACGGCGCAGCGCGCGAAGGCGUCCCCGCGAGCGCCGAUGGCGGCGGUGGGUCCAGCACGGAGCCUGUAUCAGCACACGGAGGUCCAGCGCAGGGAGGAGAGCUCGGCCGAGGAGCUCGGUGGCCUGAACAAGGCGGGGUGAGUCCGCCGAUGGGGGCAGAGGCGCGUUCCAGGCGACGUUCGCGUGCGAGAAGUGGGAGAACGCGAUCGCGUACCUGCGUUCCAAGAAUCUCCUGACGGAGGAGUCGGUGAGGGAGAUCAUCUGCGAGGGCGCCGGUGCCUUCGGCUCCUGGCGGCUCUCGGGCGAGGCCCUCGACGCGCUGGUGCGCCAGGUGCUCGGCGGCGGGGGCUGCGGCCUCUCCCCCGGCCUGGAGGGCUGGGUAGCCCAAGCCGCGCGGCCGCGCGGGCGCCGCUGAAGAAGCGGACGCUGGACCUGCGACUGGCGCGCACGCUCACCGUCAACGGCCAGGAGCUCCACGACCUGCAGGCGGACGAGGACCCGAGGUUCCGCGGCAGGGCCGGCCCAGGCAGAGAGCGCAGGCGGGCCGACGUAAUGGAGGAGUGGGUGGGGGUGGUGGACGUCAUCACCCUCCGGCGCGUGAAGUGGUGCCUCGCCAUGCUCCUGACAGUCAUCUCCUUCGCAUACGCGGGCUGGGUGGUGUUUGUCACGUACGCUGGGAUCCUGGAGCUCUUCACCUGGCCGAUCAUCUUCGCGCGGGCUGGGGGGAUGGGAACAGCCAUCAUUACAGGCCUCAUGUACCUGACCAUGGCCCGCACAUUCAUGAAGCAGUUCUACAAGUUCCUCGGGGUGAACAACAAACUGCUGAUGGUGCUCGAUGGCCAUAAGGACCUACACAUUUUCCUUGGGAAGUGCCUCGGUGUUACCGCGGCCGUCCAUGUAUUGGCCCACCUCCUCUCCACCGUGCCGGCUGUGCAUUACGUCGCCAAGCACAAGCUGAAUGCCAUACUCGCAUGUGCCAACAGAGAAGAGAAGCUGAAGGGCAUUCCAAACUUCGCCUGGCUGCAGUGGCCUGCAUGCCCACUUGGCGCCGAGACGGAGGGGAUGGGCUGGAGCGUGCUCUGGCGGUCCACGCCCGGGAUCACCGGCCUGCUUCUGAUCGCGCUGCUGGUCCUGCUUGGCUGGACAGGCAGGGCGCGCGCGCGCUCCGCAGACUUUGACCGCUUCUGGUACGCGCACAACGUUGUCCUGGUCGCCUGGCCGCUCACGAUGUUCGCACACGGCUCCAACCAGUGGAUCGGGGUCGGUUUUCCCCUCGUCGCCUUCACCGCCACGCUGCCUGUCUGCCUCUACCUGGCGGACCGGGUGGGGCGCCUGCUGCGCUUCUACGCUUUCGGGGGCAAGGCGGUGCAGAUCGCCGAGGCCGUGAUCAGGCCCGGCAGGGGCGGCGGCCCCAGCGGAGCGUUGACCCAUCUGGCGAUCACGAGACCGACGGGCCUGUGGGCCUUCACCCCAGGCAUGUACGCGUUCGUGUGCAUGCCAGAGUACGCCCCGAUGCAGUGGCACCCGUUCACCAUCUGCUCGGGCAGGAACGACGAGCACGUAGAGUUCAUCAUCGCGGGCGUGGGCGACUGGACGCAGGAGCUGGCCGCCAGGUGCCUCCAAGCACAGGACGGCUCCGUCCAGCUCCCCCGCAUCGCGCUCGACGGCCCGUACGCCGCGCCGGCACAGAGCGCCCUGUCGUGCCCCAUCCUCGUGGCCGUGGGCGCUGGCGUCGGCAUCACGCCGUUCCUUUCGCUGAUGUCUUCGCUCAUCUCCCUGAUCGAGGACAGCUCGGAGAGCGAGGAGCUGCGCAUGAAGGAGGCACACUUCUUCUGGAUGACCCGCAGCAUGGACGAGUUCCUGUUCGGAAGGAAGCACCUGACGCGCAUAGCCCAGUGCCACCGCCUGCGCCAAAAGAUCCACCUUCACCUGCACAUGACCGCGCGCGAGCCCGAGGGGGACGCCGCCGCGUUCCUCUUCCGCCAGGCGGUCAAGCGCCAGAGCAGGUUGGAUCAGGCCGCCUUCAGGGAAGAGUUCGACGCCCAUCGGGUGCUCAUGGCCCCACAGCUGCCCUGGUGUUGGGUCAACAGGUCCGAGCUGGACGUCAUGUGGCUCAGCGACCUCACCACGGCGAGCGGCGACGCGCGCGACGCCGCCCUGGAGCGCCUGCAGCCCGCCCCGGGGUCUCCGCGAGGACCUGCCGCGGCCCCCGCACAGCACGCCUCCACCGCCGCGGGCCCGGGCCAGCGCCACGCCCGGGGCGAGCGCCGCCCCGCGCCGCCGGCGCCGCCGCUGACCUCGGCGCUCCAAGGCCACACCGACCCCGCCCCCCGGGGCAGGGCGCCCGGCCAGGCGAGCGGUGCGGAGGGAGAGGCGCCGCUCGUGCCGAUCGCCUUUGGCCGCCCGGACUUCGAGACGGAGUUGAGGGCCAUCGGCCGGCAUUGGAACUGCCAGGCCCUGAACGCCGAGGCGCGUGGUAACGCUGAGAAGGCGAGUCCCUCGGCUCAGAAGUUCGUUGUCACGUACGAGCGCUUCGGAUAG
This is a messenger RNA of Prorocentrum cordatum, 2671 nucleotides long. NCBI's taxonomy places the organism in Eukaryota, Dinophyceae, Prorocentrales, Prorocentraceae. The record is from the annotation of a GenBank genome assembly.